AUGGGCACUUUACAGCUCUUUUCAAUUGUGUGUACUAUUGUGCUGAUCUCGUCUACGGUGCAAUGUUUGAAUCUAACCGCACCGACCACCCGCGAUUGGUGGCAAAAGGCGGGUUUCUAUCAAAUAUAUCCCCGAUCUUUUAUGGACAGUGAUGGCGAUGGUGUGGGCGAUUUGAAUGGUAUUGCAUCGAAGUUGCCAUACCUGAAGUCCAUAGGCGUAAAGGCAUUUUGGCUCUCGCCGAUCUACAAAUCACCGAUGGUAGACUUUGGCUACGAUAUAUCCGAUUUUCGGGACAUUCACGAGGAGUUCGGUACGAUGGCCGAUUUUGAGCGGCUAGUGGUGCAAGCGCAUGAUCUCGGCUUGAAGGUGAUUAUGGACUUUGUGCCGAAUCAUUCGAGCAAUCUGCACGAUUGGUUCAACAAAUCGGAAAACCAAGUAGCAGGCUACGAGGAUUACUACGUUUGGCAUGAUGGCAAAACAAAUCCGGCAGGUGGUAAGAACUUGCCGCCAAAUAACUGGAUUCAAGCAUUCCGUGGCAGUGCAUGGGAGUGGAGUGAUAAGCGACAGCAGUACUAUCUUCAUCAGUUCACCGUCGAACAACCCGAUCUCAAUUACCGCAAUCCCAAGGUGGUGGAAGAAAUGAAGGAGGUGUUACUUUUCUGGCUAGGCAAGGGAGUGGAUGGAUUUCGUAUCGAUGCCGUUCCGACACUUUACGAAGAUACGCAGCUGCGCGAUGAACCACCAAGCGGUUUGAUAGAUGAUCCGGAGGAUACCAACUAUCUGCUGCACAUCUACACUCAGGAUCUACCUGAAACGGUGGAGAUGGUGUACGAGUGGAGAGAACUGAUUGAUAAUUACCAUGAACAGCACGGCGGGGAGACUAGGGUCAUUAUGACGGAGGCAUACUCAUCGUUGGAUGUGAUAAAAACCUACUAUGAGAGCAGCACCGGACGAAUAGGAUCACAUAUGCCGUUUAAUUUUAGGCUGAUCACUGAAGUGGACAAGGAUUCGACCGCUGCCGAUUACGUGAAGGUGGUGCAGGAUUGGAUGAGCAUAUUACCUGCAGGUCAGGUACCGAACUGGGUGAUGGGAAACCAUGACCGACCGCGAGUUGGUACACGGCUUGGGGAGGAACGUAUUGACGCACUGAACAUGAUCCUGCUCAGUCUUCCGGGUGCGAGUGUUACGUAUCAGGGUGAAGAAAUUGGCAUGACCGAUGGGUACGUCUCCUGGGAAGAUACUGUUGAUCCGGCUGCUUGCAAUGCGGGAAAGGACCUGUACGAGGAAAAGUCACGCGAUCCAUGCCGCACACCGUUCCAGUGGGAUAAUACGACGAUGGCAGGGUUUACCACUGGUACCAAGACAUGGUUACCCGUCGGUGCUCGGUACAAGGAGGUGAACGUGUACGUCGAAGAGCAGGCCGAAAAGAGUCACCUCAAGGUGUAUCGAUCAAUGAUGGGUCUAAGAAAGUCGCGAACCUAUCAGUUUGGUACGGUGAAAGCGAUCGCACUGAACGAUUUGGUGUUGGCAAUUGUACGGGAACUGCCGAACUUUAGCACUUACAUUACGCUGGCCAAUCUUGGCAGUCAGCUUGAGGUGAUCAAUGCCGUAGCACUAGCCGAUUCACUCCCGGACAAGCUGUAUUUUGACGUAGUUAGUGUCGCUUCGCAUAACAUUCGAGGAGGAUCGGUAGCGACAAAGGAUAUUGUUUUGCUACCGAACGAGGCGUUUGUGCUGAGAGCACACGUAGGACCGGUAGAAAGAGUGUAUUCGUCGAUUUGCGAUAGUUGGUUCGAAUAA
Messenger RNA from Anopheles marshallii, 1800 nucleotides. RefSeq names its product maltase A3-like. Bases 1 to 1800 code for a protein of 599 amino acids. NCBI's taxonomy places the organism in Eukaryota, Metazoa, Arthropoda, Insecta, Diptera, Culicidae. The record is from RefSeq and is a predicted model, not a curated record. Gene Ontology annotation, biological process: carbohydrate metabolic process. The transcript is spliced from 4 exons.